AAGAGACACAGAAUAUUAUGGAUGAAUUGUCUGUUUAUUACUUGGGGAAAAAGGACGGUGAAAAUCAAAAGGCGUUAAUGAAGGAAUCAAACGAACUAGAACUGGAAUGUCAACAAGCGAUCGAAAAGGCACAGGCUGUUCUGAUCUCAGGAUGUUUUGAAAGCAACGCUACAGUCAGUCAAGACAAUGAUAAUGACGAGGUAACUAAUGGUACCAGUUCUACUGCGAGUAAUUUGAUGAACGAAGGACAGACACAACCCACUGUGACCAGUAACACUGAGCAACAAGCAGUGCAAGGCGCAAUCGAUCAAGGCGCAAUAGGAACUAGUAUGAUACAGCAAACAGUGGAGCAGAAUCAAUCGAGUUCAUCAAGUCCAACACAUACACCAUCGUACACGGGAGGUUCAGUUCUAAACCGCCAUUUAAAACCACUAAGAGUACCUGAUUACAAUGGAAAUAAAGCAAAGUUUGAAGAAUUUUGGAGCCUAUUUGAAAGUUUAGUUGACAAAUCGAACGAGCCGGUGCAUCUAAAGAUGGCAAGAUUGCGACAGAGUUUGUCUGGUCGAACUUUGGAAGCGAUUCGUGGUUUAGGAGUAUCAGCACCCGAGUAUGAUGAAGCGAAAGAAAUAAUUCAGUCGAAAUUUGGUGGGCAGCGACGUAAAUUGAGAGGUUACAUGGAUGAAUUGGAGAAUAUGCCGACUAUGCGUAACAAUGAUGUUAAUGCCUUUGAAAAGUUCGCUGACCUAGUUAGGGUAACAGUUGCGAAAUUGAGAGCUGAUAAUCAGAAUUAGGAGAAGGAACUUUGCAUCGACAGCUUGUGAAGAAAUUAUCGGAUCGACAGUUGGAAAGUUAUAGUCGAUGGUUAAGCACUCGCAGCAAGGAACAGUCUGUUAUAUGUUUGUGUGACUGGUUGAAGGAAGAGGUGACUAUUAAAGUGGAAGCUGCAGAAAUGGCUUAUGGUCUGGAGCAGAAAUAUGCUGAGUCAAAGGGAUACCAGAACAAGGGUGAUAAGCCAGGAUUUCGGUCAUACCGUACUGGAAAGCAGGGAAGCUAUGAGUCAUACCAACCAAAUAUGUCGGGAAACGCAGUGGAUACAAAGCCGCCUUGUGCAUUUUGUGGUCGUACUGGGCAUGGUAUCUGGAGUUGCCACCAGUUUCAACAAAGACCAGUAUUAGAUCGCUGGAAAACUGCUAAAGAGAAACAGUUAUGUUUUCGGUGCCUUGCCACUGACCACCAUGGUAAAGAUUGUCGAAGGUCACGCCAGUGCAACAUAGGUGGGUGUCAACUUACACAUCAUCGAUUGCUUCAUGACCCAGAACACAAAAGCAACAAACCAGACCUUCCAGAGGAGAAGGUCGAGUUCAAAUCCCCACGGGAGGGGGUAAUGGAUGAAGCGAGAGUGGUUACCACGACAACUGGUGAAUCUAACCAUAAAGUACAGAUGCAUUCUCUGAGAACAAUCCCUGUAUGGAUAAAAGCAAAUGGAAAGAGAAUUAAGGUAAACGCAGUACUUGAUGAUGCUUCGAACGAAACCUUCCUAAACGAAGAAGUCGCCGGAUUUCUUGGGUUAAGCGGUAAAUGGCAAGAUGUGCAAGUCCAUGUGUUGAAUGAUGCAGUGGAGACCUUUAAAUCCAUACCUUUGCAAGUCGAGAUUGAGAGUACAGAUCGUCAGUUUUCGAAAGAAAUUAAUGUUAUAACUUGCCCACAUGAAGUUACUGGGAACUACCGUGUAGUAGAUUGGAACCAAUACCAGAAGGAUUGGCCACACUUACGUCCGUGCAACUUCCCAACGCCAGCGAAAAAGACAUUCGUUGACCUGUUGAUUGGAGUGGAUAAUCCAGAAUUACACUUUUCCGUAGUUGAUUUUCAAGGAUCGCAAGGCGAGCCAGUGGCACGACGGGGACAACUCGGAUGGACCUGUAUAGGACCCCCAGAGAAGAAUGGAAAAUCAAUCGUGAGAUCGCGUGUGAUGAGAACACUUUGCACGAAACAGGCAACAAUCUUCGCCAAUCCAGACUGCUGUAACCUGGACGAAACAUUAAGAAAUUUUUGGGAGAUUGAACGUGGAGGAACCGAGGUGAAUACAAAGAUACUAACACAAGAGGAAAAGUCAGCCCUUAGUAAAGUUGGAGAGUCGUUGCGGAUUGUUGAUGGAAGAUAUGAAGUCGGAACACCGUGGAAGAAAGCACAACCACAGUUGCCAAACAACCGGACUAUGGCUAUCACACGCCUGCGUUCUACGGAGAAAAAUCUAAUGAAGAAUCCGACCGUUGGUGAAGAGUACCAAAGCACUAUCGAAGCAUACUUGAAGAAAGGCUACCUCCGAAAGAUUGAUCCAGCCAAAGAACUGCCUGGAGCUUGGUACCUGCCUCAUUUUCCCAUUGUUAGAAUGGAUAAGUCUACAACCAAAGUUCGCAUAGUUUUUGAUUGCUCAGCUAAACAUGAUGGGAUUUCUCUGAACGAUGUUAUCCAUGCUGGUCCAAAACUGCAGCAAGAUCUGUUCAAUGUCCUGAUGAGAUUCCGUCGUAACCCUGUAGCUGUUGCUUGUGACAUUAAAGAAAUGUAUCUUCAGAUAGAAAUUCCUAUGGAAGACCGCCCAUAUUUCAGAAUGCUCUGGAGAGAUCUUGAUCCUGGACGUGAACCGGAGGAAUACGAGUUCAGCAGAGUUGUUUUUGGUAAGAAUUCCGCGCCCAUGGAGGCACAGUUUGUCGCCCAGGAGAACGCUCGAAAGUAUCGGGAUCUUUACUCAUUAGCCGCAGAGACAGUAUUGAAAUCCACCUACAUGGAUGACUCUAUUGACAGUGUAGAAAGUGAAGAAGAAGGUGUGAAGUUGUAUCACGAGCUGAAAGAACUUUGGGCAAAAGCAAGUAUGGAAGCCAGAAAGUGGGUAUCCAACUCGCCUAAGGUAUUAGAAGUGAUUCCAGAAAAGGAUCGAGCCUCCGAGAUCACCAUAAACGACGGUGAAAACCCCACAACGAAAACACUCUGACUUGCUUGGAACAGUCAGAAAGAUGAAUUCAAGAUUCCGACAUCAGAAAUGCCACGAUUACAGAUAACCAAGAGAAACGUAUUGAAGAAGAUCGCAACGAUAUUUGAUCCACUUGGAUUCAUUAGUCCAUUUAUCGUCAUUGCCAAGAUACUACUGCAGGAACUGUGGUCUAGAGGUUAUGGAUGGGACGACGAGAUUAAAGAUGAAAUUGCUUUGAGAUUGGAACAGUGGUUUCAUCAGUUGCCUAUGCUGAACACGGUGACAGUACCGAGAUGUCUUCGUGCUGCAGAGCCAGUUCGUUCGAAGGAAAUUAUUACAUUCGCAGACGCUUCGAAAGAUGCCUAUGGUGCUGUGGUGUAUAUCCGACAUGAGUACGAGAACGGAGCAGUUACCUGUCGCCUGGUAGCUUCAAAGUCUAAGGUGGCACCUCUUACCCCAACAACUGUUCCAAGAUUGGAGCUGAUGGCAGCUAUCAUGGGAUUGCGGUUAACUCAAUCAAUCGUCCAAGUCUUGGGCACUCCAAUGCGAGAUGUGUCGUUUUAUUCAGAUAGCAUGGAUGUACUGUGGUGGAUUCGUGGAAGAGGCAAAGAUUUCCGAGCCUUUGUGGCGAACAGGAUUGGUGAAAUUCAGAGUGGUUCGGAUCCAGCCCAGUGGCAGCAUGUACGUACAGAUCAGAAUCCAGCCGACUUAUGUACGAGAGGCGCAAGUCCAACGCAGCUUGCUGAGAGUUCGUUUUGGUGGGAAGGCCCAAAUUGGCUGAUGAAAGGUCGUGACCAGUGGCCAAAGAUGAAGACAGAAAACCGCCCCGAGAACCCACCAGAGAUCAGAUCGACUCAUGCCAAAAGCGUCAGCAACAUCACAUUAUCAACAUGUGCAGAAAAGAAGUUGGAUUCCGAACAGGAGCAGAACGAAUGGAGAUUGGAUCCGAGACGCUUUUCCGAUUGGUCGCGGUUGACAAGGUUACAAGCCAGAGUUCGAAGAGCGCUGUUCAACAUGCGUCAUAAGGGCCAAAGACGAACUGAAAAGGAACUGACUUCAGAAGAACUCAGGGAAGCUGAAAUGGAAGUCAUUCGUGCCGCUCAGAGUGAAGUUUUUGGUGCCGAGUACAGUGAAAUCAAGAAAGGAAGACCUGUUUCUGCGAAGAGUCAGCUUGUUAAAUUGAAUCCCAUAAUUGAUGCAGAUGAAGUUAUCCGAUCACAAGGGCGUCUCAGUUUCGCAGAGCAACUAGCUACCGUAUGACGUGCGAAGUCCAAUUAUCCUGCCACGAGGACAUUGGGUUACGAGAUUGAUAGUAAAACAUUACCACGAGAAAGCGAACCAUGCAGCUGGAGUAAAUUUCAUUCUCAGUCAACUGAGUGAAAGAUUUUGGAUCAUUGCGGCACGUGAGGAAAUUCGAGAUUGGGAAAACCAGUGCUACGGUUGCAGAAGAAGACGGAAUAAGCCAGCCAGCCAAGUGAUGGCCCCGCUUCCAGGUGUGAGAUUGCGAUUCACCUAUCGGGCGUUUGAUCAAUGUGCAGUAGAUUUUGGUGGUCCGUUUAUUACCAUUCAGGGUCGUGGUCGAAAGAGACAGAAGCGGUAUCUAUGCGUGUUCACAUGUCUAUCAGUCAGAGCUGUACACCUGGAGAUGGCAUGGUCGUUGGACACAGAUGCAUUCCUUAAUGCAUUCGCUCGAUUUACCAGCAGGAGAGGAGUACCCAAGGAGGUUGUAAGUGACAAUGGUACUAACUUCGUUGGUGCGGUAAACGAACUGAAGGAGCUUGCUGGUCAGUUAGACGAAGAGAAAAUCAAACGGAAAACUUCGGAUAAGAGAGUUCGAUGGUUGUUCAACCCGCCUGCCGCCCCACACUUCGGGGGAGCUCACGAAAUAAUGGUAAAGGCUGCAAAGAAAGCGAUAUACGCAGUAUUAAGCAACAGUGAUGUCAAUGAUGAGGAAUUGAUCACCAUCUUUACCGGAGCUGAGAGUCUUAUAAAUUCCAGACCGUUAACGUAUCAGUCUGCCGAUGUUCGUGACUUAAUCCCGCUGACUCCAAAUCAUCCUUUAUGGCCAGAUGGGUGGUCAGUUUGCCCCUGAAGCUGAAGAAACGACUGGAUUUCAUCCACAGCAACGGUGGAGGAAAGUGCAACAUCUAAUAUCGUUGGUAUGGCGACGCUGGUUGAAGGAGUAUUUACCGAUGCUUACUAUCCGUCCUAAAUGGACACAAGUGGUCAAGGAUUUGCAAAUCGAUGACGUUGUGUUAAUUGUGCAGCCAAAUCUUCCUCGAGGACAGUGGGCGUUGGGGAGAAUUCUUAAUACCUUUCCAGGCAAGGAUGGACACAACAGAGUUGCUAGUUCAAGUACAAAUUGGGGACAAAAGUCUGAUGCGACCAAUACACAAGUUGGUUCCCUUAAAUUGUUGAAACGUUGUCAGUUGAUAUAUAUAUAUAUAUAUAUAUAUAUAUAUAUAUAUAUAUAUAUAUAUAUAUAUAUAUAUAUAUAUAUAUAUAUAUAUAUAUAUAUAUAUAUUUCUAUUCGCACUUGAACUAGAUGUUCCCAGUGCGGGGAGGGGGAAUGUUAAGGAGAGUGGACAACUUUUACUAUAUAUAUUGUUUACAUUUAACAUUCAUAAUUAAAAUAAUUAGUGUUUUGGACGAGCAAAAGUACUGGGACGAGAGCGUGUUCGUGGUUCAAAAACGUACCGUAAAAUUGUUUAUAUGUCGAAGAACGAAAGUGUUAUUUUGAGUGUUAUUUUCUGGGUUAUAGUUUGUUAUUAAAUUCUUUAUUAUCAUACCGAGUGGAGCUAUCGUCUACUAAACACUGUAUUAAGACUAUUAAGAACUAUUACGAUAUGGAAGAGUGUAUAUAAAUUAUAAUAUUGUAUAUAAUUGUACAAUAUUUGUUGUGUGUGUCAAUUACAAAAAGCACGAAGCUAAAAUAUUUGUAAAUCUAAAAUUAAAUGUUUAAAAGGAUGAUUUGUUUUAAAAUUGGGAAUGGGGUAUUAAAUACUUUGUUUUUUUUAAUGAGUAUACUUCACAUGAUUCUUCCAGUAUGAGUUGUAAAUCUUGAAAUUAAUAAAGGAAAUUUGCAUUAUUUCGAUUUUUGUGCAGAGAAGACACAACGCCUCAAGGGCAACUUUUGAAUCAGAAAAAGGCACUUUUAUUACUAAUAUUUUUAUUAAGCAACGUCUCAUACUCUUAUUGUUUUCCAGGCGUUGACGUUUUGCACAUGUAG
Paramuricea clavata is the source of this 6197-nucleotide messenger RNA. NCBI's taxonomy places the organism in Eukaryota, Metazoa, Cnidaria, Anthozoa, Malacalcyonacea, Plexauridae. The record is from the annotation of a GenBank genome assembly.